GAACCCGGAUACAACAUCGAAUAAUCGAUUUCUGGCAGCACUGGCUACAAGCGAAAACCGUUAGUUUUGAACGAGACAUUGCACGGUGCGGACGUACACGUGCUACGCUCAACGCGCCCACGCAAGUAACACGCGACAAUAGCUGAAGAAUAAUAAGCAUAAUAAUAAAUGAAGCGAUAUUAUUAAUAGCAUUUAUAAAUAAAUAAACGGAGCAUAAAGCAAGUAAAUAUUAGUUCGUAUGUAGGGACAGGUGCAAUCGCGACGGUACAAUACAAUUUGUGUUAAGCAAAUACUCACUCAAGGCGCGCAACUCACUCAAAACUCGAAGGCAUUUGCUAAAAAUAAUAAAAAAAAGUGAAAAAAAAGUAAAAAAAAAAGUGCAAGUGAUAUCAAAAGUGGUUGGUGUGUAAAAGUAACAAAUAAAAUAUGAGUGCAAAUAAUAAUAAUAAAAAAACAUAAUUCAAUUGUUGCCAAAGGAACAUACACGGAGAGUGCGAAGGUGAAAAAUUCAGCCCACUCUCUUGCCAGCAAUCUCUCGAAAACUAACGGUUUAGGCAUUAGGUGGGCGCAAAAAGCUCGCUCGCUCACCUCGCACAUGCGUAUUUUAAUUCCAGUGCAGCGUUUACAACAACAACAAAAAUAUAUAACAAAAGUAGUGAUUUUUGAUUAAAAAGUGUUCAAUACAAAAGCAGCUAAUGCUGAAUGCUGAACAACGAUAUUUGUUAUUAGCUACAACAAUUGGAGCAGACGCAGUUUAUAGUUGGUGUUGCUUUAUGAAGAAAAUGUUUCAAUAGAGAUGGCCAAACUUUCACGACGUCCACCGUCGUCAGCAGCCACGCCCACAACAGCAACAGCAACUACAACAGCUAGUGCAGCAACAACAACAACAACAACUGCAACUGUUAAUCAUGCACAGCAACAACAACAACAACUGCAGCGCAGCGCUCGCUCAUUCAGCCACAGAAAUUCUAAAGCUGCCGCCUUUGUGGACCCGGACGCGAGCUCUGCGCACGAUACGUUGCUUUUGCCGCCAGCACCAUCGCCAUCGCCGACGCACAACAACAACAACUAUAAUAGUCACACUGCCGCUGCCACGCCCACUCCCGCUGCUGUUACUGCCACGCCCUAUAUGCCGCUGCUGCCGCCGGGUGAACGCAAUCUGACCGAUGCGGAAAAUGCUGCUGAGCGUGCGCGCAUUCGCGAAGAGUUCUUUGCCACCUAUGACGUGAUGACCGGUGUGCGCAUCGCCGCAACGCUCGGCGGUUUCUUUGGUCUCAUGGUGUUCCUUAUUGUGUGGAAAAGUCGCAGCAGCAGCAACGAAACGCUCAAGGUGCUCAAGGAUCCCAAAAUGGCAGCCGUUGCUGCCGUCUGCAUGCAGGAGGAGGAGGAACGCGAGUUGCAGGAGGCAAUUGUAGCCACGGGCAUGUCCAUAUAUCCGGAUGAAUACGAUGCUUUGGUCUAUCGACGUCAGCGCAUGCUCUCCCUGGGCAAUGUCAGCGCCCCGCCGUUACUCAAUCGUGGCUACCGCUGCGGCUCUGUGGGUGGCGUUGCAGCACCCGGUGCCGUUGGCUAUAGUUAUCUGCUGGAGCCGCCUCGCCGCUUUUCCUACUCGGCCGUGUCUGCAGGCGGCGCCAGCGCUGGGCCAGGACGUCGAAAAAGUGGCUCAGAGUCAUCGCGCAUAUUUAGCAAUUAUCCGAUGGGCGGCAGUUUUGGCACCGAUGAUUAUUUCAUGGAGACGGACGAUGAGCUGGAGCAGGAGGAGUAUAUGCAGCGUGAUGCGCGGGAUGAGGAGCGGGAGGAGCAACAGCAGCAGCAUCAUCAUCAGCGAAACGAUUCCACGCGCAGCAAGCAGGGAUUUCUGUCGGUGCCCAUGCCGGGCCACGACUCGCGUCGCAGCAGCGCCAUGACUUGCUGCAGCACGGACAGUUCCUACCUGGAGCGGCGCACCUCGGCCUAUACGCUGGGCAUGAGCAACUUGCCGCCAACGCUGCAGCGUAAACUGUCGACCGCCUCCCGUACGUCCAGCAUAGAGAACUGGGACUAUUACUAUCCGGAUAUACAGGUGAUACAGCCGACGCCAAAGGCAUCGCCAUGUCCCUCGGAGCGCAGUCUGCAUGAGCCAAGCAAAACUAACUGUUCGGUGCUGGGCACUGCGGCGCUAAGUGCGCCCAGCUUCAAACCCAAGCAUAGCAUAGUGUCCUAUGAUCCGGAGAGUGCGCAGGCGGGUCGCAAACAGCAGAUACAUUCAAUAAGCGCGGACACUGUCGAUGUAUAUCCGUACAAUCAAGCUCCGGAGCUGACAAAGGCAGCGACAGCGGCAUCGCCCGAGGAGACGCAGGAGCUGCGCUUGGGCGUGGGCGCGGGACGGAAGCUGACGCUAGUGGAGCUGCAGCGCAAUGUGGAGAGCAACAACAACAGCUUUCCCUAUACGGCGAAUGUGAAUGCCACGACAGCUACAGCGACGGUUACGUCGAGCAGCAUAAGCGUCGACAGCACGCCCGUGAGUCUGGAGCGGCUCAAUGGCAGCUUGAGCAUGAAUCUAAAGCGUGCACCGCUUGCCUCGCUAAGUUCCUUUAAGAUCUCCUCGCUGGAGUGCGCAGACUCGGAGCUGCGCAGCCUCGAGGAGGACUCUGUCUUUGCCGCGGACACAGACGACGAUAUGCAGCAGCUAAGCAGCGAUAGCGAGGAGCAGUCAAUACCUAAGCCCAAGUCCGUGUCCAUGGCUGCUGUGUUGCCCUUGAAGCGUUUGAGUCUGACGGGCGCACGUCCGCGACGUCCACAGCUGCAGCGUCAUCGCACCAUCGGCGCUUGUCCCGCUGAGGCAGUUACUCCGCCGCCAGCGCCGCCACCACCACCACUGGAGACACAUUUUGGCCUAAACGUUGCAGUUGCGCCCACACAGCGGCCACGUGGCGAGCUGCUGCAGCAGCACAGCGAUACACAGACGACCACCACCAAUACAACAGAGGAGGAUACCUGUUCCACUCUUAAUACAGAGCUGGAUGUGGGCCCACAUGCCUCGCCUGUGGCAGGCGGCGAGUCUGCCACGCAUACGCAAUACAGCAGCCUCAAUACGGUUAUAAGUCUGACGCCCAAUACGCAGCUUGAGUUGCCGCUGGGACAUGAUGCCUGCGCUUCCAGCAUUUCGGACUCGAUUAUUUGCAUGCCCGCCUCAUUGAAGCAGCUUAUACUUCGUGGCGGCAAUGGGGGCAGUGCGCAGCAGCUGCAACAGGAGCAUGCCACAGGCACGCCAGCUGUGGUCUUGGAGCUGCCAUUGAUCAGACUGCCGCUAGAGCAGCAGCAGCAAUUAGAGCAGGAGCAACAACAACAGUUGGAUGUGGUGGUGGAUCCCAGUUUGCCCGGCACGAGCAGAAAGUGGUCUAAGGAGACGCUAUUCUAGCCCAGCUUGUUGCCACAGUGCCAUACACGAGCUUAACAAACUCCACUCAACGUUUUUUUAGGCUAAACAACAGAGCUUGCAACAACAACAACAGAUAAUUAAAAACUAUUAAACAAAUACUAAGCAAAAGGCGCACCCAGCUAUAGUUCAAGAAAUAAAUAUAUAUAAAAUUGUUUAAAGUGAAAAAGCAGAAGCCACAACAACAACAACAACAACAACGUAUUCGUACUUAGAGACUGUUUGUCUAUUAAUUGUUAAUAGAACUCUAAACGUUAAGUAGUGAUACUCGGAUUUAUUUUUCGCAAACUAUCUUAAUAAACAAUGAAAUACACGCAUAUGUAUGUGUGUACACGUAUGUACCUACAUUAAGUCAACGUAACAGAUACAUAUAUAAGUUGCAUGCGCAUAUAUAUUUCUAUAUAGUACACGUAGCAUGCCAGCCAGCAAGUCAGCCAGCCAACAAUAAGAACAACAACAACAGCAAAAACAAAAACAGUUAACUGUCUUUCUAUCUAAUGCAAUCUAUGAAAAAA
Messenger RNA from Drosophila busckii, 3933 nucleotides. RefSeq lists its product as uncharacterized. Lineage: Eukaryota; Metazoa; Arthropoda; Insecta; Diptera; Drosophilidae. Bases 797 to 3400 code for a protein of 867 amino acids. The transcript has 5 exons. The record is from RefSeq and is a predicted model, not a curated record.